AUGAAGACACGGUUCAUAAGUAUAGUACAACAUUAUUUCCAUUCGGUUAAUUCUAAAGAGAAAUAUGAACAUGAAACACGAGUAGUGUCAUCUUCAUAUUUCAGCAGUUUUUCAUCGGUAAUUACUAGAACAAAACAUUCACAAUUUUCAACUGUUCUCAUUGGUUUCAAAAAAAGUGAUAUUCUCAAUGUGAAACAUAUCUCAUAUUUGUGUUGA
Molecule: messenger RNA, 216 nt
Organism: Necator americanus (New World hookworm)
Lineage: Eukaryota; Metazoa; Nematoda; Chromadorea; Rhabditida; Ancylostomatidae
Exons: 2
Coding region: 1-216 (71 amino acids)
Source: RefSeq, a predicted model, not a curated record